AUGACUUCAGCAGCGACGAAAAAGCUCGUAGUUUGCGGCGGCAAUGGAUUUCUAGGGAGCAGGAUAUGCAAAGCAGCCGCGCAUCGGGGUUGGAGUGUGACUUCAAUAUCUCGCUCAGGCAUCCCACAUUGGCAGUCCGUCACGUCCUCGCCCAACCCUCCCGAAUGGUCUGAGAAUGUGUCAUGGCAGAAAGGCGACAUCCUCGACCCCUCAUCCUACACACAACACCUCGAAGGCGCGGACGCCGUGAUACACACCAUGGGCAUACUGCUAGAAGCGGACUACAAAGGCGUCGUCAGUGGAAAGGAGAGCCCGAUCAAGGGGUUGCAACGCGCAUUCAGCGCGAAUAAAGCAGGGACGCAGAAUCCCCUCGAUAUCAAACCUGGCGAAACACUACGCCCGCAAGAAAGCGAUGGCCAACUCACUUACGAAGUCAUGAAUCGUGAUACUGCUGUCAGUUUGGCGCAAGAGUCCUCUACGCGAAAAGUCCCGACAUUCCUCUACAUCUCUGCCGCAGCAGGCACCCCCAUCCUUCCUGCUCGCUACAUUUCAACCAAGCGCGAAGCCGAAUCCCUCAUUUCCACCACUUUCCCCUCUAUGCGCUCAAUAUUCAUCCGGGCGCCGUUCAUGUGGGACCCGGCAAGGACAUUCACAUUGCCUAUUGCCGCGGGUGGCAUGGUCGCGAGUAUCGUGAAUAGCGCUGUGGGCGGCCGGUUGACGUGGCUCAUGGGGGCUGGUGGGAUCAAACCACUAAAGGCUGACUUGGUUGGGGAAGCUGUGGUAGAAGCCCUAGAGGAUGAGGAAGUGCGAGGACCUGUGGAAGUUCCGGAGAUUGAGAGGCUGGGGACUAGGGCCUGGAGGAAGAAUAUGCUAUAA
Molecule: messenger RNA, 876 nt
Organism: Cucurbitaria berberidis CBS 394.84
Lineage: Eukaryota; Fungi; Ascomycota; Dothideomycetes; Pleosporales; Cucurbitariaceae
Product: NAD(P)-binding protein
Exons: 5
Coding region: 1-876 (291 amino acids)
Cellular component (GO): mitochondrion
Molecular function (GO): protein-containing complex binding
Source: RefSeq, a predicted model, not a curated record